AUGGAGGAGUUCUCUGUGCUUCUCCACAGGGCAUGUACACCAUGGAAGGGGCUUCUUCUCACAGCCUCCAUUUUAGGCUUCUGGCACAUGUCCACUACUGCCCAUAAGACCACUGUGUCACUGCCACGCCAAGUGGUUGAAGGAGAAAAUGUUCUUUUGCUUGUCCACAAUCUGCCAGAGAAUCUUAUAGCCUUUGCCUGGUUCAAAGGGCUAACAAAUAUGACGCGAAGAAUUGCAGUAUAUACACUGCACAACAAUUUUGGUGCACCAAGGCCAGUGCACGGUAGUAGAGAGACAGUUUAUAGCAAUGGAUCCCUGCUGAUAGAAAAUGUCACCCAGAAAGACACAGGAAUCUAUACCCUACAGACCUAUAAUAGAAGAGGAAAAAUUGCAUCAACAACAUCUAUGUACCUCCACGUGCACGCCUCCAUUUUAGGCUUCUGGCACAUGUCCACUACUGCCCAUGAGAUCACUGAGUCACUGCCACGCCAAGUGGUUGAAGGAGACAACGUUCUUUUGCUUGUCCACAAUCUGCGAGAGAAUCUUAUAGCCUUUGCCUGGUUCAAAGGGCUAAAAAAUAUGACUCAAGGAAUUGCAGUAUAUACAGUGCACAACAAUUUAAGUGCACCAGGGCCUGUGCACAGUAGCAGAGAGACAGUUUAUAGCAAUGGAUCCCUGCUGAUAGAAAAUGUCACUCAGAAAGACACAGGAAUCUAUACCCUACGAACCUAUAAUAGAAGAGGAAAAAUUGCAUCAACAACAUCUAUGUACCUCCACGUGCACGAGAAUGUAACACAGCCCUUUGUGCAAGUCACUGACAGUACAGUCACAGGACAUAGAUCUGUAACCUUCACCUGCAUUUCACCCGACACUGAUGUCUCCAUCCAGUGGAUCUUCAACAAGAAGAAUCUGGAGAUCACAGAGAGGAUGACUCUGUCCCCAUCAAAGUGUGGACUCAGAAUAGAUCCUGUCACGAGGGAGGAUGCUGGACUUUAUCAGUGUGAGGUCUCCAACCGAUUCAGUUCAAAGACCAGUCGCCCAGUCUUCUGGUCAUGA
Molecule: messenger RNA, 1056 nt
Organism: Microtus ochrogaster (prairie vole)
Lineage: Eukaryota; Metazoa; Chordata; Mammalia; Rodentia; Cricetidae
Product: carcinoembryonic antigen-related cell adhesion molecule 3-like
Exons: 4
Coding region: 1-1056 (351 amino acids)
Biological process (GO): regulation of immune system process; signal transduction
Cellular component (GO): plasma membrane; cell surface
Molecular function (GO): protein tyrosine kinase binding
Source: RefSeq, a predicted model, not a curated record